Messenger RNA from Loa loa (African eye worm), 447 nucleotides. RefSeq lists its product as hypothetical. The record is from RefSeq and is a predicted model, not a curated record. The transcript has 3 exons. The coding region runs from base 1 to 447 and encodes 148 amino acids. NCBI's taxonomy places the organism in Eukaryota, Metazoa, Nematoda, Chromadorea, Rhabditida, Onchocercidae. Gene Ontology annotation, molecular function: heme binding; oxygen binding.
AUGAUAUGCCGUUGUUUUUGUUCGAAAUCAGAGACAGCUGAUUCUCAUGAUCUCCCAGCGACAUCCAUCGUGAAGGCGCAAAAUUUUGAGAAAGAUAAUGACCCACGAAUACAGUUAACUCAGAAGCAAAUAUAUGUGUUGACAAAAAAUUGGAAAGGUAUCGACCGGAAAGUUUGUGAAGCGGGCGUUGAAAUGUUCUUGAAGUUACUCUCAUUACAUCCGGAAUACUAUAAAAUGUUUCCAUUUCACAGAAUUGCCACUUCAAGCGACGAGAAAAAACGGAUGGAUGAAUGUCUAAGGGCGCACGGUGAAACUGUAAUGAAAUCCCUUGGUCAAGCCAUCUCUAACAUUGGAAAUUCCGAGAAAUUUUUCGAAUUGAUCGACCAAAUUGGUCGUUCCCAUGCGCACAAGAAAUAUUUCAAGCCGGAAUUAUUUUGGGUAAUUUGA